CCCGCCCCUUGCCAAACGCACUACAAGCCGCCGUCAAGCAAGGAACGGAGCUAAUGCGAGUCUAUUGGGGAAAAAACGAACCCACUUGUCAAGAUACCACCCAUUAGAACGGAAAGCGCUUUUACUGGCGGGAGCUUACCGCUGAGGCGUCUGAUGGACGAUGAGGAGGAGGACACGUCGCGGCCCGUCUCGCAGUUCCGCGGAACGCCUUUCUGGGAGCCAAAGUACGAAGCGGAGUCGCAACGGAACACCGGCGUUAGCGGCAACAACAACAACAACAGCAUUAGCGCGCUGGCGUGCAACUUGCCUUUUCACGGCAACGCCGCGCUACCCUCGCACUUCCCCGCACAGUUCGAGCCCAUGGAGGAUCGGGGGGACCGGCGAGUUGCGAUGGAGGAAGACGGGCGGCGGCGGGAAGAGGACGACAGAAUGGCGGAGAGGCCCGCCCGACAGGAGGCAGCGGUGAGCAUGGAGGUGCAAAUCGGACAAAAACUACGGGAGAUCGGAGACAAGUUCCAGCAGGAUCACAUUGAUCUGUACCUGAGGCAGCAGCGACAAAACCUGCCCGUCUGGAUGCGCCUCACCAUGGCCCUGUUGGGCUUCCUCUUCCCCAGACCGCCUCCCGUUCCUCGGCUGAGGGGGGCCAACAGAUGAAGGGCCCGGUUUAGCCCCCCCUGAACCACCACUUGUCCACCCCUCACUGUCACGGGACCGGACUUUUUAAAGAUGGCACUGUAAGAUGGAACACGGGUUCAGAUUUUUUUCUUAUUAUGAGGAAGAGAUAAACUGCGGUCACCGCUGGACGGAGACUAAUGGCAUUUUGUUGAUUUUUUUGUUAUUGUUUUUUUCUCACCCCUCAUCCUCCCCUAAACCCUUCUUUUUUUCUUCAAGAAGAAGCCAUUAAGUUUGAAGAGAUAUUUUGGAAAUAUGACUUGUAAGAUGACCUAUUUUGUACAGCUCCUUUGAUUUGGUUCUCGGAAGUGAACUCGCAUCAUCAGUCCCGGGAAUGCCUUACGAUUCUGUCCCGCCACUGCAUCGAGGAAGAGGAGAAAAGCGAUUUUUUUAUGGUUUAUUCCUCCCCCAAAAAAUAAGACCUCGACUUCCCCUUUUUUGGACUGUUUGAGAACAUCGGAACAACGCCGGCCGCCCACUUGAAUUACGAUGUCGCAUUGUACAGGCGGCCAUUUUGUGAGCAGUCAGGGAAACGUAAACAAUCAAGAUCGAGAAGUUUUUUUGUUCGAAACUUCUCGGGACAAUCUUUAUGAAUGGGAGGAUGAGCAAUAUUUCAGAAACUUUCAAGCGGGGUGCACAAGUACUGAUUUUGUUGUGGUAGUACCUGGACUGACCUGUGAAGGGCGCCAUUGAGACUGAUGAGAAGUUUUGUAGUAGAAGAAGAAACUGUUCAAUUUCAAACAUUCAUUUGCGGUUUAACAUUUACACUUGUUUUUGAGCAUAUGAGGGAGGGGUGGGAAAAUGGACGCCACACCACAUGAUAAUCAAUCAGGAUAAAAUUAGAAAAAUGACAAUUUGGCAAUGCACAAGUUAUUUGCUUAACUGAUGCCACACCACAUGAUAAUCACUCAAGAUAAAAUUUCAAAAUUGAAGAAGUAGAUAAUUAAGCAACUACGAUCACCAAAUUGCUCAAAUUAUUUGCUUAACAGAUGCCACACUACAUGAUAAUCACUCAGGAUAACAUUUCAUAAUUUAUAAUUCAGCAACUACAAUCACCAAAUUGCUCAAAUUAUUUGCUUAACAGAUGCCACACCACAUGAUAAUCACUCAAGAUAAAAUUUCAAAAUUGAUAAUUAAGCAACUACGAUCGCCAAAUUGUUUGCACGCAAAUUAUAUGCUUAACGGAUUCCACACCACAUGAUAAUCACUCAAGGUAAUGUUCAAAAUUAAUAAUAAGGCAACUACAAUCACCAACUUGCUCAAAUUAUUUUCUUAUCAGAUGCCACACCACAUGAUAAUCACUCAGGAUAAAAUUUCAAAAUUGACAAUUCAUGAACUAUCAUCACCAAAUUCCUCAAAUUAUAUGAUAAACAGAUGCCACACCACAUGAUAAUCGUUUAGGAUCAUAUUUCAGAUAUCACAAUCCGGCAACUACAAUCACCACACUGCUCAAAUUAUUUGCUCAAUAGACACCAGUCACACCACACUACUUGAUAAUCGCUAAGGAUAAUCUUUAAAAUAUCCUAAUCUGGCGACUACGAUCACCGAACUUCUCAAAUUACUUGCUUAACUGAUGUCCCACCACAUGAUAAUCGCUCAGGAUAAUCUUGCAAAACAUCACAAUCCGGCAUCUACGAUCACCAAAGUGUCCAAAAUUUUUGCUCAAGAGACACCACACCACAUGAUAAUCACUCAGGAUAAUCUUUCAAAUAUCACAAUCCGGCAACUACAAUUGCUAAAUUGCUCAUAUGAAUUGUUUAACGGACGGCACACCACAGGAUAAUCGCUCAGGAUCAUUUUUCAAAAACGACAAUCGGGUAGCUACGAUCACUAAAUUGAUCAAAUUAGACCCGGUUAUCGGUAAGUGUGUACCCCGCUUGAUCCAAUGUUCCUUUAAUCACUGUUUGGGUUCAGGUUACGGAGAUUAUUUCCACUCGGCUCGAGUUUGAAGCAAUUUUUUUACAAGAGCUUUCGUACCGAUUUUCCGAAUAAGGACGGCCAUGACGAUCCGUCAGCCACGCCUCCAUUUUAUACUACUUCAACUUUGUCAAUAAUAUACUGUUUGUUUACAUCCAAUUGUACCUCUUCCGGCUCUUGAGUGGCCACUUUCGGCGACUUGAAACCCUUAAAAACGGCGUUUUUUUGUGAUUUCCUUCUUCAUUACUGAAUUGAAUUUGGGUAAAAUGGAUUUUCAAUGUUUGUUUUCUGAAAAAUCCAAUCUUUAUUUUGGACAAGGGAGCAAUUUCAUGUGGUAUUUGUAGUUUCGGAAAACGUCCUGCACUCCAAACGGGCAAUUUACGAAGUAAAAGCGCCCUCUGCUGGCUGUAGAAAGACUGCACUAUUAAUCAUUUAAGAAAAAAAGUGGUGGCUCCUUGAGAUGCGACUUUAUUUUACUCAUAUCUCAGAAUAACUGAAAUCGUCUUGAAAGUCCGAACUGCACUGCCACUAGCAAGCGGAGGUGAGGCGUACUCGUAUCUCAAAAAUUUGCUCGCAUCUCAAAAUAUCUGAAAUCAUCUUAAAAGUCCGGACUGCACUGCUGCUAGCUAGCGGUGGUGACGUGUACUUGUAUCUCAAAUUUUUGCUCGUAUGUCAAAAUGACUGAAAUUGUCUUUAAAAUCCGAACUGCGCUGCUGCGAGCUAGCGUUGGUGACACGGGCUUGUAUCUCAAAUUUUUGCUCGUAUGUCAAAAUGACUGAAAUCGUCUUGAAAGUUUCAACUGCACUGCCGCUAGCUAGCGGUGGUGACGCCUACUUGUAUGUCAAAUUUUUGACCGUAUCUCAAAAUAACCGAAAUCGUCUUGAAAGUUCGAACUGCACUGCCGCUAGCUAGCGUUGGUGACGCACACUUGGGUGUCAAAUUUUUGCUCGCAUCUCAAAACUACUGAAAUCGUCUUGAAAGUCCGAACUGUGCUCCCGCUGGCUAGCAGUGGUGGCGCAUUUUUGCAUGUGAAAUGUUUGCUCAUAUCUCAAAAUAACUGAAAUCGUCUUGAAAGUCCGAACUGCGCUGCCGCUAGCUAGCGUUGGUGACACGUACUUGUAUCUCAAAUUUGUGCUCGUAUCUCAAAAUAACAAAUCGUCUUGAAAGUCCAAACUGCGCUGCCGCUAGCUAGCGUUGGUGACGCGUACUCGUAUCUCAAACUUUUGCUCAUAUCGCAAGACGAAAGACAAAUGACAACUCGUAAAGUCGGGUCACGUUUAUCUCCAGGCGCCAUUAUUUUUUAAUUUUUGAUUGACAUGUUGAAAUUUUGAACGUAAACAAGGACUUAACAAUUAUAAAAUUCGUAGUUUUACGAUAUUUUUUUCCUGAAGGAAAUAUGGUCACCAAUGCCCAUCGGUAAUCGACAUCAAGUUGGAUGUAUUCUUUCGCUCUCGUGUUGAAUAUGAACGUUUGAAGACACUGAUGAUUUUUACUUCAUUUUUUUACGUUUUUCGAGGGAGUAUCCGACAGUCCCAUUUAUGAAUAUUAUUAUUAUUAUUUGGAUUCUUGUGUUGGACAAAGCGAGACCUCCGCGUUUGGCCGAGAUCCACGUCGUUUGUUUCCUGCAAACACUCAACGCUGAGCCAAUCGGGAAUGAACGCUCUCUAGCUUAGCCUAGCUUAUUUUAGCUUAGCUUAGCACAGCGUCGAGUCACUCCCGCAAUGGAAUUUUUGUUAAUUUAUUUCCUUAUUUAUUUUGGGUGUAUAUUUGCUACUGUACAGAUGCUAGCUCGGUGUGUACGGUCGUACUUGUUCUCGUUGUCGAUCGUGCGUUCGGCCGGGGGCGGGGCUACGCUUUCCCGACAUUUGAUUUUUGGAAAUUCCUCACAGGGCUAGAUUAAAUUCACCGUUAUUUGUUCCUCCUAAUGUUUCGACUACAUUCUCGUUAUAUUUUUCUCUCGUUCAGAAUGACUUAUUUUGAAAUUAUUUUGUGUUAAUUUUUGGAUGUUGAUGAAACAACUUUAUUCAUUUUUUUUUUUGUUCAUGAAUUGUGGUGAUUUUUUUUUCUUUUUUAAAAGUGCGAUAAUUUUUUCAAUUAUGACUAUUUUGUAAUUAUAUUUCCGAUUUUUUUUUUUAAUAGUAGUACAAUUUUCCGACUUUUUUGGAUUGCGUCAAAUUUUAGCAAAAGUAAUUUUUAAGAUAAUUACGGAUAAUUUUGUGUAAUUUAUUUUUAUGAAAUUAGUUUGUAAAAUUUGUGUUGUCCAACUAAAAGCACGAUUUCAAUCUCACAAAAUUUUGCAUUUUUUUCCUAAAAUGAUGUCUGUUACAUCGUAAUUUUGUUUUCAUCUUACAUCCUAAUUUUCGUAAUAAAGUAUGACUUUCCCUCGCAAAAUUUUCAGCACAGUAAUUUUUAAUCAUAUCACAAAUAAAUAAUAGAUUUUUUAAAAUUCUAAUUGCUUCUUGUUAUUUUAUAAAUCGUCAACUUGUUUUAAAGUUUAAUCUAACUUAACUUUCGUCAUAGUACUUUAUUUUCAUGAUAUUAGUUUGUAAAAUUUGUGUUGUCCAACCAAAAUAAUGACUUAAAUCUCACAAAAUUUUGUGUUUUUUUUUUUGUCAGUUUAAUCGUAAUUUUAAUCAUAUCACAAAUAAAUAAUAGAAUUUUUUUGCUGUAAUUGGUUCUUGUUGUUUUAUAAAUCGUCAAUUUUUUUUCGUAACUAAAACUUUAUUUUCAUGAAAUUAUUUUGUAAAAUUUGUGUUGUAAAAGCACAACUUCAAUCUCACAAAAUGUUGUGGUUUUUUUUCUACCAUGAUGUCAGUUUAAUCGUAAUUUUUUUCAAUCGUAAUAUAACCUAAUUUUCGUAAUACUUUCAAAUUUUUUUGCGCAAAAUUUUCCAGCACUGUACUUUUUAAUCAUAUCACAAAUAAAUAACUGAAUUUUGUUGUAAUCGGUUCUUCUCAUCAACUUUUUUUCAUAGCUUAAGUUUAUGUUAACCUAAAUUUAAGCUAACUUUCGUAACAGAUUAGAUAUGUACGGAUAAAUUUGUGACCUUUUCGUAAUAGUACUUUAUUUUCAUGAAAUUAGUUUGUAAAAUUUGUUUUGUCCAACUAAAAGCACAACUUCAAUCUCACAAAAUUUUGUGUUUUUUCCUUCCAUGAUGUCAGCUUUAUCGUAAUUUUUUUUUACGCACAGUACUUUUUAAUCAUACUACAAAUAAAUAAUAGAAUUUUUUUGUUAUAAUUGGUUCUCAUUAUUUUAAAAAUCGUCAACUUUUUUUCGUAACUUAUUAAGUUUAAGUUAACUGAAGCUUAAAGUUAAGUCUAACUUAACUUCAGUUUAAGCUAAGUCCACGUAAACUUUUGUAUAUUUCCGUUACGAAAAACGAGAAAGUCGAAACAUUAGUACACUCGAGCCGUCCCCGAACUUCCCGCCGACUCGAAGUCUCCGCCCCCUUUUUGUGAGGAUAGCUCCGCCCCCUCCUCGGACUAAAGCCAUGUGCCUGGCGAGUCCCGACGAGUGGCCGCGACUCGACGGACAAUCAAAAUGUCUGAAAAAUCGUGCCUUGCGAGGAAACACGACGAUUCCCGCCGGGCACGGGCGACUUUUUUUCGCCGCGUUUUUUGACUGUUCGCUCUCAACGUGCACUGUACAAACACACGCAUCCGGUCGCGGUUUUCAUUUUUUUACUGGUUUCUACUCCCAUGCUGAACUUCCUUACUCUUUUUCUAACGCCGGGCGAGAAGGAACGAGUCACCGAGUAUUAUUCCGAUGACGUUUAAGUUGAGCCUUCAGUGUCUUUUAAUAUCACUUGAGGAGAACGAGUGCAUCGAAACUGUCAAGUGCUGUGAUUUGCUGUCUUUUUUUGUUUUCCGUUUUCUACAAGAAUUUGACACGAUUUGUAUGGAGGAUUUUUUCCCUUUUUUCUAAGACGAAAAGAGCAAACCGAAACAGCUCUUUUUUUUCUACGAUGGCUUUUUUCAAUGUCGUGGCUUUUUUUUUUUAAUAUAUGAAACCGUUUUGAAUCAAGUCUGCUGUGUCACUCUCAGUUGAAGGGCUUUUUUCAAUCGAUGUAAAUGGCAUAAAACGGAAAAAAAUGCAUGUCCGACAUUCCUCAUGGUGAUAUUUAAGAGAAAAAAAAUCUGUAUCUUAAAGGGUUUUUUGAAUGUAAUUUAAUGGAGUGGAAAAGGUCAUGUGAUCACUUGUCCUUACAUGAACUGAACAGUGGAGACGCUUUUUCUUAUUUUUGGUUGUUUUUAUGGGUUUUUUUUUUUUGGGGGGGGGGGGUCCAAAGUGGUCUGAAAGGAUUUCACGUUGUCGGCCAUUUUGUGAGGCCCAGUCCAGAUGUAGCAAGCAGUUAGUUGGCUGGUAAGACGGAGGAAGGACGUCCAUCCAUUUUGGUUUCUAGUGCAAUAUGCUGUAUAUAAGAGCUUGGCUCGCCUCGCCGCAAUCUUACAAUCUCCUUGUUUCUUUUCUUGUUCGAUGGGUACUUUUGGCUGUUUUUGUUUAUUUUUCAUUAAAACUUUAUGGACAACUGAAA
This is a messenger RNA of Corythoichthys intestinalis (scribbled pipefish), 7123 nucleotides long. RefSeq names its product BCL2 modifying factor 2 (gene bmf2). Lineage: Eukaryota; Metazoa; Chordata; Actinopteri; Syngnathiformes; Syngnathidae. Gene Ontology annotation, biological process: positive regulation of apoptotic process; apoptotic process; negative regulation of autophagy. Bases 154 to 654 code for a protein of 166 amino acids. The transcript has 4 exons. Gene Ontology annotation, cellular component: myosin complex. The record is from RefSeq and is a predicted model, not a curated record.